AUGUCCAACAGCAGCUCCAUCACCCAGUUCCUCCUCCUGGCAUUCGCAGACACACGGGAGCUGCAGCUCUUGCACUUCUGGCUCUUCCUGGCCAUCUACCUGGCUGCCCUCCUGGGCAAUGGCCUCAUCAUCGCUGCCAUCGCCUGUGACCACUGCCUCCACAACUCCAUGUACUUCUUCCUCCUCAACCUCUCUGUUCUUGACCUGGGCUGCAUCUCUACCACUGUCCCCAAAGCCAUGGCCAAUUCCCUCUGGGACACCAGGGCCAUUCCGUACUAUGGUUGCACUGCACAAGUCUUUCUGUUACUCUGUUUUAUUGCAGCUGAGUUGUAUCUUCUCACUGUCAUGGCCUAUGACCGCUGUGUGGCCAUCUGCAAACCCCUGCACUACGGGACCCUCCUGGGCAGCAGAGCUUGUGUCCACAUGGCAGCAGCUGCCUGGGGCACUGGGUUCCUCAAUGCUCUCCUUCACACUGCCAACACAUUUGCACUACACCUCUGCAGAGGCAAUGCUGUAGAUAACUUCUUCUGUGAAAUCCCCCACAUCCUCAAGCUCUCCUGCUCACACUCCUACCUCAAGGAAGUUGGGCUUAUUGUCAUUAGUGUCUUUGUGGACUUUGGGUGUUUUAUUUUCAUAGUGGUGUCCUACGUGCAGAUCUUCAGGGCUGUGCUGAGGAUCCCCUCACAGCAGGGACGCCACAAAGCCUUUUCCACAUGCCUCCCUCACCUGGCUGUGGUCUCCCUGUUUUUCAGCACUCUAGUGUUUGCCUACCUGAAGUCCCCCUCCACCUUCUCCCCAUCCCUGGAUCUGGUGGUGGCAGUUCUGUACUCGGUGGUGCCUCCAGCAGUGAACCCCCUCAUCUACAGCAUGAGGAACCAGGAGCUCAAGGAUGCCUUAUGGAAACUGGUCCAAUGGAUGCCCUUUCACUGA
This is a messenger RNA of Nipponia nippon (crested ibis), 930 nucleotides long. Its product is annotated as olfactory receptor 14A16. The record is from RefSeq and is a predicted model, not a curated record. Gene Ontology annotation, molecular function: olfactory receptor activity; G protein-coupled receptor activity. Gene Ontology annotation, cellular component: membrane. NCBI's taxonomy places the organism in Eukaryota, Metazoa, Chordata, Aves, Pelecaniformes, Threskiornithidae. Gene Ontology annotation, biological process: G protein-coupled receptor signaling pathway.